Molecule: messenger RNA, 1428 nt
Organism: Halichondria panicea
Lineage: Eukaryota; Metazoa; Porifera; Demospongiae; Suberitida; Halichondriidae
Product: histone-lysine N-methyltransferase SMYD3-like
Exons: 10
Coding region: 63-1364 (433 amino acids)
Cellular component (GO): nucleus
Molecular function (GO): protein binding
Source: RefSeq, a predicted model, not a curated record
CAUAAUUAUCUCUUUUGAUCUCUUUAUCUCUAGCCAGGAUCUAGGACACAUGGAUCUAGGACAUGGAUGACCUGAAAAAGCUAUCUGCUGCGGUUGGACUACCUCCAUCGCUGGAGCUGCGCACAGUUGACGGGAUGGGUCGAGGCGUGUUUACUAAAGAGUCUAUAUCUGCUGGGGACACUAUAUUCAGUGCACUACCUAUAGCACAUUGCAGUGUGGAGGAGACUAGAGGCACUAUCUGUGAGCACUGUUUCAACAGAUCAGAGUCACUCAAGAAGUGCAGCCGAUGCAAGUUUGUUUAUUAUUGCAACUCUGACUGCCAGCGUUUGGAUUGGCCGCUACACAAGACAGAGUGUAAGGGUGUGAAAGGUGAGAAGGCUACACCGUUUGUAAGACUAGCUCUCCGAGCACUGACAAGGGACAUUCAACACCUCUGCUCACUUCCUGUUGACUGGUUCACUGGCAGAGACAGAAUGAUUGAACAGCAUUUGAUAGCUCACACUGCUCAGCUCUGUGACUAUCCUCCGCAUGUCAUCAAUCAGCUCUUCCGGAGGUUGUUCUGUAAUCAAUUCUCCAUCACGGGUGUGAACAACAUAUCUCCAGCUGGCGUGGCCUUUUACUCUGCCCCCUCCCUGCUCAACCAUUCCUGUCGUCCCAACACUCUUCCGUUGUAUUAUGGACGACAACUAGUCCUCAAGGCUGUCAGGGAUAUAGGUCCUGAUGAGCAACUGUUCAUUACCUACACUGAUACACUGCAAUUGUUGAGUGAGCGACAAACUGAGCUACAGAGUAUAUACAACUUCACCUGUGCCUGUGAGAGAUGCUUAGAGGACAUCAGCAAAUCCCCCAGAUGCUCUGACCGAUUGCUCUUAAUGGGUGCCAAUGGAAGGGAAAUCUCCUCCUCGUUAAGACAGGAUAUGGAGAAAGAGCUGACAGAGUUGAAGGGGUUGAAUGAACAUGGAGAGUGGCAGGAGAUGUAUGACAAAGGCAGAGCUCUGUACACGAGCCAUUCAACACAACUAUCCCAUGAUAAUAUUCUGAGUAUGUGUCUUAUGGACCAUCUGAUCGAUGCCAGUAAUCACUUGUGUCUCUGGGAGGAGGCACUCAAGUACAGCAUCCAAGUAUUGGAACCAUCUCUCCGUCACUAUGGGCUCCUUCAUCCUUCGAGUGUAUCCCGGCUACUGAUAAUUGGCGAGUUGAGACUAUGUUUAGAAACUACUGACCAACUGAUCCUAUCACUAAACGACCUCACGAAGGCUAAGACAGCAGCUGAGAGACUGUAUGGAGCUGACCACUGCAUCACUAUGGCAGCAACCACCAUGCUGACCGAAUCUCAACUUAAACUAGCACGCAGACAACAAUAAAUUUAUUUCAUUGUUAUUGAUUUUGCUGUAGACUUUCUAUGAUAUAAUAACAAUUAUUAAAGUG